Molecule: messenger RNA, 930 nt
Organism: Saccharomyces paradoxus
Lineage: Eukaryota; Fungi; Ascomycota; Saccharomycetes; Saccharomycetales; Saccharomycetaceae
Gene: CYT1
Product: ubiquinol--cytochrome-c reductase catalytic subunit CYT1
Exons: 1
Coding region: 1-930 (309 amino acids)
Biological process (GO): mitochondrial electron transport, ubiquinol to cytochrome c
Molecular function (GO): heme binding; electron transfer activity
Source: RefSeq, a predicted model, not a curated record
AUGUUUUCGAAUCUAUCCAAACGUUGGGCUCAAAGGACCCUUUCGAAAAGCUUCUACUCUACUGCAACAGGUGUUGCUAGCAAACCAGGCAAGCUUACUCAAAAGCUGGUUACUGCAGGUGUUGCUGUCGCCGGUAUCACCGCAUCAACUUUACUCUAUGCAGACUCUUUAACUGCAGAAGCUAUGACUGCAGCUGAACACGGGUUGCAUGCCCCAGCAUAUGCUUGGUCUCACAAUGGGCCUUUUGAAACAUUUGACCAUGCAUCCAUUAGGAGAGGUUACCAAGUUUACCGUGAAGUUUGCGCCGCCUGCCAUUCUCUUGACAGAGUGGCUUGGAGAACUUUGGUUGGUGUUUCUCACACCAACGAAGAGGUUCGUAACAUGGCUGAAGAAUUUGAAUACGACGAUGAACCUGAUGAACAAGGUAACCCUAAGAAGAGACCUGGUAAAUUGUCUGACUACAUCCCUGGGCCAUACCCAAACGAACAGGCCGCAAGAGCUGCCAAUCAAGGUGCUUUGCCACCUGAUCUAUCUUUGAUUGUGAAAGCUAGACACGGUGGUUGUGACUACAUUUUCUCUUUGUUGACCGGUUAUCCUGAUGAGCCUCCUGCUGGUGUGGCCUUACCACCAGGCUCUAAUUAUAACCCUUACUUCCCAGGUGGUUCCAUUGCCAUGGCAAGAGUCUUGUUUGAUGACAUGGUCGAGUACGAAGAUGGUACCCCCGCAACGACAUCUCAAAUGGCAAAGGACGUUACCACCUUUUUAAACUGGUGCGCUGAACCUGAACACGACGACAGAAAGAGACUGGGUUUGAAAACGGUGAUAAUCCUAUCAUCUUUGUACUUGCUAUCUAUUUGGGUGAAGAAGUUCAAAUGGGCCGGCAUUAAAACCAGAAAAUUCGUUUUCAAUCCACCAAAGCCAAGAAAGUAA